AUGAAGAUAGGAGGCUUUCUAGGGAUGCGAUCUCAGGAAAGAAGUCCAACCUCCAGGCGCCACUUUAAGAAAAAUGACUUGGCUGAGCACCACCAGCUAAGAGGGGAAUUAUGAAAGGUGGGGGGUAGGGCUGUGUGAGAGCAGGGAGUCGCAGGAGCACGUGAGAGGGGCAAGGAGGAGGCGGGGCUUAGGACUUUGGCAGCCGAGGGAGGCGGGUUCCACGCCGGGUCUAAUCGGUGUCUGAACCGGCCUCUGCCUGCGCGUGCGCAGUGCGAACCUUCCGCUACUCUGCUUUCUUCUCCAACAUGGAAUUCCGCUCCGCGCGGCUCGCAGUACUGCAACUACUCCGUACGGUGGCUCCGGCGGACCUCCCAGCGCUUCUGCAGUGGAUGCGAACUACCCGAGAUUUUGAUGAAUUCACUCAAGACAAUAAUGAUGUUAUAUUGAAAAACAUAGCAGAAGACCUUCGGAAUUGCUUACCUCGAGAAACCAUGCUUUCCUCAGAACAUCUAGCUCUCCAAAAAAUACAGCAGCAGCCAGAACCCACAGUUCACGUUGAUGCAUUCCUUUAUGAUGAAGACUUUAUUGAUUCAUUAUGUGAGGAAGGAAAAAUGAGCAGAAACUACUGUAUGGUGUGCGGCUCACAUCGGACAGCACCUCUAGGGUUUAUUUCUCAUUCCUUCUCUCUCAUGGAACUGAAAUUCAUUUAUCACCACGUACUCCCUGAUCUGUCGGGAAAGGUCUUGGUUGACGUUGGCUCCAGGCUUGGCACCGUCCUUUAUGGGGUAAAGUCCAGCUUGGGGACACAGUCAACAUUGGGAAAUACUUUCUUCUCCUACUGGCAACAGUUUUGCCUGCCACCAUCUAAGGGUUAUCUUUACAGUUCAGCAUCACAACUGUAUGGAGUAGAACUGAAUGGAGACUUUUGCCAAUUGCAGGAAAUGAUCAUAAAAAAGUAUCAGUUCACUGACAGAAUAAAGGUGCUUCAUGCAGACAUUUGUACACAAGGUUUACUUCUGCAGAAUGCUGAUGUUAUUAUAAUGAAUAAUGUCUUCGAAUAUUUUCUUAAUGAGACAGAACAGGCCAGAGCCUGGGAAUAUAUCUGCCAUAAUGUAAGGAAACAAGGGUCGUUAUUGGUGACAGUACCAGGCCUGGAAGAUUCUCUCUCGGGUCUUCAGGUUAAUAUACAGUUAUCUCCUUGGGUUGAAGAGAUACCGCUGAACUAUGAUGUAUUCCCAGAAAAGGAUAUUGACAGAGAAGCUCUUGAACAAAUACAUUUAUACAAGAUUCUCUGAAACUAAAAUAGUCCUGCCUUGGUGUAAAAUAAUUACAAAAUAAUUUAAAAGAAAAAGAAUUUCAGUAUCCUAACACAUAUUAUUUCCUGUGUAUUCCUUUCUAGUGUUUGUACAUAUGCUUGCAUGUUUGUAAAUAGUUGUAUGUAUAUAUAUAUAUACAACUUUGUGUGAUACUUUUAUUAAAAUAUUU
Molecule: messenger RNA, 1485 nt
Organism: Dama dama (fallow deer)
Lineage: Eukaryota; Metazoa; Chordata; Mammalia; Artiodactyla; Cervidae
Exons: 8
Coding region: 306-1295 (329 amino acids)
Molecular function (GO): S-adenosylmethionine-dependent methyltransferase activity
Source: RefSeq, a predicted model, not a curated record